GUGGUUUUUACUUUGAUAUCUACUCUUCGGUUGGUCACGAGGUCGUUGCGAGCUAUGCCGUAGCGGCGGUGCGGUGCCGGAAUGACAAACAGCCCUGGGGCUUACCAUGCCGCCGCCGCCGAAAACAACCGUAACAUCGGUCACGCAGCUGCAACGUCUACGUCGACGACAGCGCAGGGACGCCGCAGUCAGACCGACGCUUCUCACUACAUCAUGCCAGCGGACCCGCACAGUUGUUGUGACCCCGCACCGACCGUGCUUUCUGGCGCCGGCAUAUGUCUGAUAGUGUUGGGCUACACCAUGUUCGGCGCUUUCACGUUUAUGACGUUGGAAAACGGCGGCCGGGACAGCGUGCAAUCGAUCCGGGGCGGUCAGCAGCAGCACCCGCAGCCACAGCCUCAGACCCAGCAACAGCAACCACAGCAACAGCAGCACAAUCAACCGCAGCAGCACCAGCAACAGCAACAGGAGCACCAGCAACAGCAACAGCAGCACCAGCAACAGCAACAGUCGCAAGCGCAGUACCAACUGGCCCGAAACGACAAGCUCAGGGCGCAGACGGUCGAGAAGCUGUGGAAGAUCACCGAAGACCUGAACAUAUUGUACCGCGACAACUGGACAAGGCUGGCCGAAGAGGAGAUCCUCAAGUUCCAGGACUCGUUGAUCAGGAAGUACGGGGGUCCCAAUCAGACAGACCGAAGACAUCGGUGGAAUUUCGCGUCGUCGUUCCUGUACUCGUUGACGUUGAUCACAACUAUCGGUUACGGUAGCGUGACGCCACAGACACCAUGGGGCCGAGUGAUCACGAUCGUAUACGCACUGAUAGGGAUACCUCUCAUGUUGCUGUACCUGUCCACGAUGGGUGAGACGCUGGCCAAGAACUUUCGGCGCAUUUACUCGAGACUAUGUUCGCCUGGACACCACGAAGACAGAGACGAGGGAGGCAGCGGUGGUGGACGGGUCAGGCCGGGUGGUGGCAAGCGGGCGCCGCCCAACACGGUUUCAAGCAACCACGUGGGUGGGAGUGACUAUUAUCGUCAUCCCUACGAGUUCGAAACCGUCUCAGGUGCGGCCGCAUACGCAGACGUCACAACCGUAGGCCUGCCGGUCGGUGGUGGACAGAAACGUGUGCCCGUGCUGCUGUCGCUGUCCGUUGUCGCGGCGUACGUGGCACUGGGCGCGUUCAUAUACCAGAAGCUUGAACGGUGGACGCUGCUUGAGGGCUCAUACUUCUGUUUCACCAGCUUGGGUACCAUCGGGUUCGGCGAGCUGGUGCCGGGUGGCGUUGAGUCCACCAAGGAUGUAUCCGUAUUCGUGUCGUCCGGUUACAUAUUGGUUGGCAUGGCCGUGGUGGCCAUGUGUUUCCAGCUAUUGCAGGACGAACUUGCUGCAAUGUCGCGUAACUGCCGGUGGUGUUGCUGUUGGUGGUGGAUGUGGUCACAGCAACAGCAGCAGCAGCAACAUCUGCAGCACAAGGACAUAAAUAUGGUCGUGUGCACGGUGGCCGGUGCCGUGGACGGUGGCGGGGGCUGCGAUGAUGAUGACUGUGGCGGCACGAUUUCGUCCACUGCGCCUCACCCUCACAACCGGGGACGGCAGCCGCCUCACCCGCACAACCGGAACAACGGCUUAGUCGCCGGUUCCUGACACGGGGAUUUUGGGCCGCCGCCG
Diuraphis noxia (Russian wheat aphid) is the source of this 1671-nucleotide messenger RNA. RefSeq lists its product as uncharacterized. Gene Ontology annotation, molecular function: outward rectifier potassium channel activity; potassium ion leak channel activity. The record is from RefSeq and is a predicted model, not a curated record. Lineage: Eukaryota; Metazoa; Arthropoda; Insecta; Hemiptera; Aphididae. Gene Ontology annotation, biological process: potassium ion transmembrane transport; stabilization of membrane potential. Gene Ontology annotation, cellular component: plasma membrane.